AUGGAAAUGCACGACGGUCAUGAGCCGUGCAGCGAUACGGGCUCGUUAACUGCAAGCAUCGCCAGCGACGAGUCCGCGUCCAUCAGGCCGCCCCUCCCCUAUAUACGCUCUCAGAGUUCCGCCGACACUGCGAAGCUCAAUUAUUUCCGCGGGUACGUCAUGGCCUCGGCCGAACCUUCGGACCGUGAAACCUCGAGCACUAAGGUCCACGUCGACCCGUCGCGGUUCGCUCCGCACGCAAGCGGCACGGAUGUCCUCGGUCUCAGCACUCCCCCCGCCGUCGUCGCCAGGAUCGCCUCCGACAAGCGCAAGGCGGAUGCCCUGUCGACCUGUACUUUGCCUUCAUCCUCGUCCGCCCAGCCCGCCAAGGUUGUUGACACAAAUGUCAGCCGGCCUCGCAAACGAUUACGUCUCCUCGUUUCCAGACGCGGAUCCGACUCUGCCAGCGCCCAGCCCGAGCAGAAGACUAUGGCCGCCAGUCGCGGGGCCGCCAGCUCGCCUAUCUCGGCUUGGCUUAGAGAUCAGCCCGAUAGGCCCGGCGACUAUGCCAACGCCGAUUUGCCUCCAACAAAAGACGAGGUCUUCGACCCCAUCCGCGAAGAGCUUGGGAUUUCCAAGCUGGCUCCAAAGUUGCCACAUGCCGCUAUCAUGGCCAGUGUGCAAGCCAUCCGCAAUGUUGAGGAUUUGUUGAAGAUUGGUUUCCUAGCCGGGUCGAAGUAUCCAAUGCAUAAGCGCAGAGACAGGAAGUGA
Verticillium alfalfae VaMs.102 is the source of this 750-nucleotide messenger RNA. RefSeq lists its product with no specific name. The record is from RefSeq and is a predicted model, not a curated record. The coding region runs from base 1 to 750 and encodes 249 amino acids. The transcript has a single exon. NCBI's taxonomy places the organism in Eukaryota, Fungi, Ascomycota, Sordariomycetes, Glomerellales, Plectosphaerellaceae.